Trichoderma reesei QM6a is the source of this 1977-nucleotide messenger RNA. Its product is annotated as GTP-binding protein, HSR-1 related. The coding region runs from base 1 to 1977 and encodes 658 amino acids. The transcript is spliced from 2 exons. Gene Ontology annotation, biological process: ribosomal subunit export from nucleus. Gene Ontology annotation, molecular function: GTPase activity; GTP binding. NCBI's taxonomy places the organism in Eukaryota, Fungi, Ascomycota, Sordariomycetes, Hypocreales, Hypocreaceae. The record is from RefSeq and is a predicted model, not a curated record. Gene Ontology annotation, cellular component: cytosol.
AUGGUGUUGGCAAAGUCGAAAAAGAAUGAGGGGCUCGGCAACACGCUGAUGAACGACCGCUUCGGCAAGGGCAGAGGCUCCGACCACAAGAAGACGUCGGCCGUCAUGCGCACGAACCACACGACGGGCGAACAGUAUCUGGUCAACGAAAAGAAGGAUGCCGCCUGGGUCAAGAUGCGCUCCGUCACGGAGCAGGGCGCGCUGGACGAGUUCCUGGCCACUGCCGAGCUGGCCGGCACCGACUUCACGGCCGAGAAGAUGAACAACGUCAAGAUCAUCCACACCGACCAGAGGAAUCCCUACCUGCUGUCCGCCACCGAAGAGCGAGCCGUCCUGGGCAAGCACCGACAACACAAGAACCGGCUGACGGUCCCGCGGAGGCCGCAGUGGGAUGCCUCGACGACGCCGCAGGAGCUCGACAGGCGGGAGCGAGAGGCUCUUGUAGCAUGGCGAAGGGGACUGGCGGAGCUGCAGGAGAACAACGACCUGCUGAUGACGCCGUUUGAACGAAACAUUGAAGUUUGGAGACAGCUGUGGAGAGUCAUUGAGCGAUCAGAUCUCAUUGUGCAGAUUGUGGAUGCGAGAAACCCCCUGCUGUUCCGAUCCGAGGACUUGGAAUCAUACGUCAAGGCGGUUGACCCCAAGAAGGAGAACUUGCUUCUGAUCAACAAGGCCGAUAUGAUGACGCCCAAGCAGCGCAAGGCAUGGGCGAAGCAUCUGAGAGAGGCAGGCAUUGCGUACAAGUUCUUUUCUGCACAGCUUGCAAAGGAGAUGAUUGAAGCGAGAGAGAAUGCGGAUGUUGAGUCAUCAGACGAGGAGCCAUCUUCCUCAUCGAAUCAAGCCCGAAAAGCUCACCAAGAGGAGGCUGAGGCUGAGAAUGAAGACGAGGCGGAACAGCGAGAGAGCUCAAAGGGCAAAGCGCCGGUAGAAGACGAGGAUACUCAGAUUCUCACAGUCGAAGAGCUGGAGGAGAUUUUCCUAAAAUAUGCCCCUACCGAUAGAGCGUCAGACCACAAGCUCCAAGUCGGCCUCGUCGGCUACCCCAACGUCGGCAAAUCCUCCACCAUCAACGCCCUCAUCGGAGCCAAGAAAGUCUCCGUCUCCUCCACCCCCGGAAAGACCAAGCACUUCCAGACCAUCCACCUCAGCGACCGCGUCAUCCUGUGCGAUUGUCCCGGUCUCGUGUUCCCCAACUUCGCCACCACCAAGGCCGAUCUCGUCACCCAGGGCGUGCUGCCCAUUGACCAGAUGCGCGAGCACUCGGGCCCCGUGGGCCUGGUCGCCAAGAGAAUCCCGCAGCCCUUCCUGGAAGCCAUCUACGGCAUCAAGAUCAACACGCGGCCGGUCGAGGAGGGAGGCACCGGCGUUCCGACCGCCGAGGAGCUGCUCCGUGCGUAUGCCACCGCCCGAGGCUUCCAGACGCAGGGCCUGGGUCAGCCCGACGAGGCGCGAGCGUCGAGGUACAUCCUCAAGGACUACGUCAACGGGAAGCUCCUCUUCGUCCACCCUCCCCCCGGCAUCGACGACGAAAAGGCCUUCAACGCCGAGCUCUACGACGAAGCCCAUCUCCCCGAGCGCCGCCGCGCCGCUCUCGUAGCCGCCACAGAGGCCCUCUCCCUCGGCGGCGGCGGCGCCGACGACGACGAGAGCCUCGCCUCCGAGUUCGUCUCCCUCCCGCAGGGCCCCAAGUCCCAGAAGCUGGACAAGAGCUUCUUCACGCCCAAGAACGUCCGCGGCCACGUCAGCAUGCCGUUCAACUACAAGUACAGCGAGCAGGGCAGCAGCAGCGGCAGCACGGCUGCCGGCUCCAAGAUGCUCAGCGGGCGCAAGGCCAGGGCGGCGAUUGCCCUGGAGAACGGGCUGGAUCCCAAGGACGUGCAGAUUGGGUCCGGGAAGAAGCAUUACAAGAAGGGGGCGCCGAAGGGCAUGGGCAGGAAGACGAGGAGAGGGCCGGCGGCGAAUGUUAUGGAUGACUAG